UCCAGUACUAGUAUAUCCCAUUACUUCUUCGGUCGCCUUCCCAUCGUCCUCGUGACACUCACCAACUCACGCGGCGCACAAUGGCUUCCCUCACUCAAGGAAUCCUUCUGAAACUAUUGCAGGCCAUGAAUUCCAACACCCGCGUCACCGGGGACCACCGAUCUGCCCUUCUCCAAGUCAUCGGAAUCGUCCCUGCUCUCGCCGGUUCCGACCUCUGGCCCAACCAUGGCUUCUAUGUCCAGCUCUCCGAUUCUCUUAAUUCCACUUACAUCUCUCUCUCUGAGCGCGAUAACGAACUCAUCCUCACCAAUCGUUUACAGCUCGGCCAAUUCGUGUACGUUGACCGUUUCGAGUUUGAUUCUCCUUUCCCUUGUGUAUCUGGUAUUCGGCCCGUUGCUGGCCGCCACCCAUUUGUGGGAAGUCCUGAACCACUCAUUGCGCGAAUCUCGGCUUCCAAACGGGAAUUCGUGAUCCAACCUGUUUCGGAUUCGGAUCCGUCCAUCGACCCGAUUGCCCUGUACCUCUCUAGCAAGAAACCUGAGCAGGCGCGAAGUGAUAUCAAGGAAACGAAGACGGAACAUAAGGUUGAAAAGCUUAAAACAAGGCAACCUCUAGCCCCUCGAGAUAAUUUGCCAUCGGGAAAUUUGGAUGAUACCAAGGUUCCGGAGAAGCCUCAAAGGUUCUCAUCUCCCGCAACUGCAAAAAGAUCGGCAUCUGCAGGGAAGAAGAAUGUCACAGUGGCGGAAAGAGACCCUUCACCAGCGGGAAAAGGAAAGAGGUCGGCGUCACCGGUGCCAUCGAAGUGUGUGGUUCCCAGCUUAGUUGCUGCACGUGAUGAGAAUCGCAAGGCAUCAAAAGAACCUGCAAUUAUAGUGCCGUCAAGAUAUAGGCAGCCUUCUCCGAAUGGGAGGAGACAGGCAUCGCCAAACGCAAGAAGAGCUUCACUUUCUCCUGGGAGAAGGUUAUCCGGUGGUCUCAAGAUUUCUCCCAUGGUUGCAGGGGUUGCAGAUUCUGCAAGCAAGAAAAAGAUGGCAACUAUUGCUGCUGGAAUUUCGAGAGUGUCAGAAGCACUCGUGGGACCUGCAAAAGCAACCAGGAAGAAUUGGGAUGAGCAACCAACUGUUGCAGCACCUGCAGAGCAGAAAGAAAAAAGUGUGACUAAAAGUAAACUUGAUGCCCAAUCAAUCUUGCGUACACAGGCUGCAAUCUCAAGGAGAUUAAGUGAUGUGAAUGGUCAGAAAACCAGUAGCAAUGACUCUUCGACUGAGGAAAAAACUAAAUCUCAUUCCAUUGAAAGAUAUCAGGCUCAAGCAAAAAGCAAUUUUGCAGCUCUAGGUAUCACCAUUUAUGAGAAGAAAUGGACUGACGGCACGGUUCCAUUGGAUGCCGUGUCAGUGAAACUAGCAAAACUUGGAAAGGAUGCAUUGCAAAGGAAAGCCCUAGCUUCUGCAGUUGCUGCUCAAGCAUUGGAGGAGGCCAAUACAACUGAGUGUGUUGUAAGGAAUUUAAGCAUGUUUUCAGAGCUCUGUUCUGUAUGCAAGGCCACAAAUCCGUUACCAACCAUAGACCGGUUUUUUACAAUCUAUGAUGACGUUCUGAGAUCAGUUAAAAUAGCUGAAUCAGUUGUGAGUGGUCAUAAUUCUGAGGCACUUGAUGAUGGGUAUCCAACAGAACAAUCAAAGUCGCUCUCUCUCUGGGUUGAGGCUGCCUUGGCCACUGAUCUUCAGGUAGUGUCCCUCCUAACCGGGAGUGACGCCAACCCUCCAUUAAACUUGCAAAGGAGUUUGUCUCUGAAUAUGAAUGCCACUUCGUCAACGAAUUCCAAUCCUAUUGUUGGGGGGUGGACAGCGGGCAGUGGAAUGAAAGAGACAGCAGAGCUUGGAACCAAUUUGUUGUCUGAAAUGCAAAUGUGGUUUCUACGGUUCGUUGAGGAGUCCCUGGAUGCUGGAUUUAAAGUAUUUGGGGAAAAAACUUUACCUUUGGAUGGUGGUUCUAUUGCUGUAGUUUUAUCUCAUUUGAAGCGAGUGAAUGAAUGGUUGGACCGUGUGGUUUCUAAAGGGGAUGACUUGCUGACAGACAAGAUAGAAAAGUUGAAGAGAAAGAUCUACGGCUUCGUGAUCCAGCAUGUGGGAACAACUUUUGAUAGCUGCUCAUCCCCUUCAUCAUGAUUUCCUGGUACUACUUUGAUUUAUGGUUUGGAAGUUGAGAAUGUCGAAAGAGAGAUGCUCCUUCAAUAAUCAGAUUAUUUUGUUCUAAUUUAAUGGAAAUGGUUUGGUUAAAAAAAAAAUUAAUGGAAAUGGUACUCAUUUCAUUAUGUAAAUGAAGUUUGGCUGCAGUAUUUGUUCAUUCUUGUUAUGAAAAUUUUAUAUCAGGGUGAUGUAGUUCUUUCAACUGCAAGUAUGAAGCAAAUUGAGACGGGUCGCUGAUUUUGGUUA
This is a messenger RNA of Prosopis cineraria, 2435 nucleotides long. RefSeq lists its product as uncharacterized. Bases 81 to 2168 code for a protein of 695 amino acids. The transcript has 5 exons. Lineage: Eukaryota; Viridiplantae; Streptophyta; Magnoliopsida; Fabales; Fabaceae. The record is from RefSeq and is a predicted model, not a curated record.